Messenger RNA from Panicum virgatum (switchgrass), 9331 nucleotides. RefSeq lists its product as uncharacterized. Bases 196 to 9081 code for a protein of 2961 amino acids. The record is from RefSeq and is a predicted model, not a curated record. The transcript has 7 exons. NCBI's taxonomy places the organism in Eukaryota, Viridiplantae, Streptophyta, Magnoliopsida, Poales, Poaceae.
ACUGUCAGUCUGUCACUGCUUCCUAACCGCUGCUCAGCAAUAGAAAACAUAUUGACAAGGGGGCAAAGGAAAGGUUGGUAUAAAGACCACCAGCUUUUCGAGCACCCACAAGCCUUUUUCAGGGAGAAGCCACUCCAUCUUUCUUUUUUCCUUUUUCCUUUCUUCUUCUUCUUCUUCUCAUUCUGAUCUGGAGCAAUGGCGACCGAAGACGAAGCACGAGAAGCAACAGAUGGGACGGAAGUCCAAGUGGAAGCUGUGGAUUUAGGAUCAGCCCAUUUUCAAGCACACCCAGAAGUCAAGCUUUCAACAAUCAUGGAGACCAAGAACGUGGGCGAAAUCAUCAAUUCAACUGAAGGAGCGUUGAAGAUUCCAGAGGAGCAAGUUUUAGUAGAAGCGCCCUCUGAAGUCGAACUUCCUCCAGAACAUAACCUAAAUGGCAGAGCAUCUUCUCUGAAUGUUUAUGUGGACAAAGAAGAGAAGAUUUCAAAUGUGCAGCCGCAUGAAAACAAUCAGGAAGAAGCAGAACUAGAUGGGACAAGUGCCCAUCAGAGCAAUGGAAUCAAUAAAGAAGAGAUGACCGAUGGUUUAAGCCACGUAGAAAGCACAACAGAAGAUAGCAGCCUUCUGAAGCAUGAGAAAGAUGAAGAACCUAGGGAUGAGCAGCAAGAUUCAGAAGGUGUUACAGUGGAUGAUGACUUGGUGCAGGAAGAUACAUUGAAAACUGACAGUUCUACUGAGCAAACAGAUGAUGAACAACAUGAUCAGAAUCAGGAACCAGAAAAGACAAACAAGGACACACAACCAUCAAGCAUUGCAAACAAUGCCGAUGUCGAGGAAGCUGAGGCACCCACUGGUCUCCAAACUCUUGUGGAGACACAUCUGGAUGAUUCUGGUUCUGUUCCAGGAACCAUUGAUGAAAAUAUUGAAACAGAGGAACUAGCCAUGGCAGAUGGUGUUAUUCAUCCUGACGACAAAGAGAGCUUUCCAGAAGAUACAUCUAUUGCAGGACCCACAGAAGAGGUGGUCAAUGUAGAUCAACAGAGUCAGCAAUCUGAAACGAUGGAUGCAGAUGUGGUCCAAGAAGAGAUGCCAAAAUCAGAUGCUCAUGAGCCAACGACCAAUGCUCAAGAAAUCCUGAAUAAAGAAUCCUCUGAAGAAAUUGGUGACUCAAUGAAUGAAAAAAAUGAAGAAAGUGUACACCAGAGCAACAUGGAAGCUCCAAAGGAGACAAAGCCAGAGCUUGAAACUACAACGAGGGUGCCACCAGCAAAUGCUCAAGUGCAGCUAUCAGAAGAAAUAGAAGAUGCUGAACCAGUUGAUACUGAAGCAGAGAUGCAACAAAGCAGUGUUGCUUUUGAGGAUGCAGUUCCAGAAGAUCAACCUAAUUUAGGUGUUGCAAGGGACAAUGACACAGUGCCAGAGGACACAGUGAAAGCUGUUGAGCAAACAGACGAUGGUCAGCAAGAUCAGGAUCUAGAACCAGAAAAGGCAACCGAGGAUACACAACCUGCAAGCAUGGAAAACACUCCUGAUGUUGAGGUUGCAGCUGAAUCACCUUCUGGAGUCCAAACUCCAGUAGAGCCCAAUCUGGACAACUCUGAUGCUGUUCCAGAUUCUAUAGAUGGAAUCACAGAAACUGAUGGACCAGCUAAAGCAGAUGGUGUGGUUCAUCCUGACCCCAAAGAGAGCUUUCCAGAAGAUGCACCUAUUGCAGAACUAGAAGAGGUGGUCAACGUAGAAGAUCAACAGAGCCAGCAAGCUGACGCAAUGGAUGCAGAUGUGGUGCAGGAAGAGGUGCCUAAAUCUGAACACGCUGAGGAGCCAGCAACUGAUGCUCGUGAAGUGCUGAAUGAAGAAUAUACUGAAGAAACUGAUGGUCCACUGAAUGAAAAGACUGAAGAAACAGCACGCCAAAGCAACAUGGCAGCUCCUGAGGAGGUAACACCAGAAAAUGACACAACAGCAGGGGAGCCACCUGUAAAUAUUCAAAUGCAGAACCAGGAAUCAGUAGAAGAAAUAGAAGAUGCUGAAGCAGAGAUGCAACAAAGCAGUGUUGCUUUUGAGGAUGCAAUUCCUGAAGAUCAACGUAAUUUAGGUGUUGCAAUGGACAAUGGCACAGUGCCGGAGGCAGUGAAAGCUGUUGAGCAAAAAGAUGAUGGUCAGCAAGACGAGGAUCUAGAACCAGAAAAGGCAACCGAGGUUGCAGCUGAAGUACCUUCUGGAGUUGAAACUCCAGUGGAGCCCAAUCUGGACAACUCUGAUGCCGUUCCAGAUUCUAUAGAUGGAAUCACAGAAACUGAUGGACCAGCUAAAGCAGAUGGUGUCGUUCAUCCUGACCACAAAGAGAACUUUCCAGAAGAUGCACCUAUUGCAGAAUCUACAGAAGUGGUGGUCAAAGUAGAAGAUCAACAGAGCCAGCAAGCUGAUGCAAUGGAUGCACAUAUGGCGAAGGAAGAGGUGCCCAAAUCUGAACACGCUAAUGAGCCAGCAACUGAUGCACAUGAAGUGCUGAAUGAAGAAUGCACUGAAGAAACUGAUGGCUCGCUGAAUGAAAAGACUGAAGAAACAGCACACCAAAGCAACAUAGCAGCUCCCGAGAAGAUAGCACCAGCAAAUGACACAGCAGGGGAGCCACCUGUAAAUACUCAAGUGCAGAACCAGGAAUCAGUAGAAGAAAUAGAAGACACUGAAGCAGAAAUGCAACAAAGCAGUGUUGCUUUUGAGGAGGCAAUUCCAGAAGAUCAAUGUAAUUUAGGCAUUACGAUGGAUGGUGACACAGUGCAGGAAGACACACUGGAAGCUAUUAAGCAAACAGAAGAUGAUCAGCAAGACCAGGAUCUAGGACCAGAAAAAGCGACCGAGAACACACAACCCUCAAGCAUUCCUGAUGCUGAGGUCGUAGCUGAAGCACGUUCUGGAGUCCAAACUCCUGCGGGGAUCAAUCUGGACAACUCUGAUGCCAUUCCAGAUACUACAGAUGGAAACACGGAAACAGAUGAAUCAGCAAAAGUAGAAGGUGCUAUGGCAACAAGUGAACUAAAAGUGAUUGAAACAGAAGAACCGAAGGACAGUGAAGCCGCUGAAACUCAAGAAAUUACGGAACACGACCAUGUUACUCCUUCUAAGGAACUUUCAGCAGAAGAUAUUUUGACAGCAGAUGAGCCAUAUAAUGAUGAUAUCCAGCUUACCCUUGGACAAGAUUCGGUUGAAGUUAAGGAAACUGUUUUUACUUCAGAGGAGGCAACUGUGGAAGAUAAUGUAACAGAAGAAGAGCCAACAUGUGAUAGUCAAGAGGUAGAUAAUGCAGAAUCAACACAAGAAACUAAGGGAAACACAGUUAAGAAUAUUGCUGAACUCUCUGAUGUGGUAAUUGCUGAUGAGGCACAGACUGAGGAUAUUGCUGAAAUGCAUAUGCAGGAGGUAGAACCAGAAGAAACAAAGGACACAGAACCUGUUGAAUCGGAGGAAGCUUCUGAUCAGAGGAAUGCUGACAAAGAUAUCAUAACUGAAGGAAUCUCUGGCCAAAGCAGCAUGGUUUCUGCUGGGGAGUUGGACCAAGAAAACGAUGUCCCUGAAAGGGAGCCAACUACUGAUAUUCAACCUGUGAAGGAACCGGAACCAGAAGACAUAAAGAAUACCGAACAUGUGGAAGUGAAGGAAACAUCCCAUGAAAUGAAUAGUACUAUCGCUCAGACGCCAACUGAAGAAGAUAAUCCAGACACAAUCGAUCUGCAUGAAUCAGAAAGAGGACUGAGCAACAUUGAAGCCACAGAAGCGGAAAACCCGCACCAAAGCGACGCUGCUCAAUCAGAGCAAGCACCGGAAGAAAUAGCAAGUGAGCGUGAGCCACAAGUACUGGAACCAGAAUCAGUCAAAGAAAUGAAUGACACUGAAGCCACCGAGCCUCCAAAUGUUUCCCAGGGUAACCUAAUCUCUACCUCCGGGGAGUCUGUCCCAGAAGAAAUUGCAACAGAAGAUAACACGACCACUGAACCAGAUGUUGAUCAUCAACAACUCCAGGAUCAAGAAUCAACUGAUAUCAAGGGAAUUGAAGCUGAUAAACCUGAAGGAAUUGCCUCACCUUGCACUCUUUCUACUUCUGAGCAGCCCACUUCAGAAGACAAUGCAACAGCAAUAGAAACAAGGUCUGACACUCAAGAAGAGAAUUCAGAGCCAGCAGAAGUCACUAAGGGCACUGAAAAUGUGAAAAACAGCACUGCUCUUGCUGAGGCAACAGUUCCAGAAGAACAUGUAGAAACAGAUGCAACUGCUGAUACGUCACCAGUGCAGGAGCCAGAGCAAGAAGAGACCAAGGAUGCUGAACCGGCUGAAACAGAGGAUAUUAUGACAUCAAGGGACUUGACAGCAGAAAAUACGAGCAUGGAAACCAUGGGGACUGAAGUAGUCCCUCAUGAGAGUCAUGUUGAAAGUGCAAAGGAACUCACUGAAGAUGAUGCUGAGCCUGUUCUGGAGCUAGAAUCAGUUGAAGACACGAAGUGCACUGACACAAUGGAAUGUCCAGGAGAGCCCAAUGGUUCUACUUCUGACGAGCCUACUCCAACAGAAGAAAAUAUAACAGUAACAGAGCCAGAUUUUGACACACAGCAAGUGCAGAAUAUGACAUCUCAAGAAAUCAAGAACGGUGAAGAUGCCAAAACAGAUGAAUUCUCAGAUCUCAGUAGCUUUGCUACACCUGAAGGGGCAGAUCAAGAAAGUAAUUUACCAAGGACUGAAUCACCUAGAGAUGUCCAACAAGAGCAAGAACUGUGUUCAACAGAAGAAACCAGAGAUAUUGGAUCUGUGGGAAUUGAAGAUCACCAACAAGUUUCUACCCUUGAGCCAGUAGAGGGUGAGCCCAAUGUUGAUGAUCAGCAGCUGCAUGCAGGAGUCGAAGAAAAAGAAGCAAUUGAAACUGAAGAAGUUGUCCGGCAAAAUAAUAUCGCCAGUCAUGUUGAUGCAACUGAAGAAAGGAGUGAGCGGAGAAGUGACCCAGAUUCUUAUGUCCAACCAGCACAGCAGGUGGAAUUAUUCAGAGACAGUGAGAUCAGUCAGCUUGUAAAGGCAGAAGAAACCUCUGGGCAAGUCAACACUGUCGCCAUUGAAGAAACACCUACAGAAGACAGUGUUGUGAGUGAAAUUGAACCACCUGUUGAUAUUGAACAAGAGCAUGAACAAGAACUGGUGGAAGAAAUAAAGGGCAUUGAUGCCAAUGAAGCUGAAGAAGAGUUUAUUACAAGCCAAGUUGAUGCAUUAGAAAAACCAGCUUCAGAAGGUAGUAUAGCAUCAAUAGAGCCAACUUCCAAUUUUGAGCAAGAGAAUGAAUUGGAAGCAACAAAAAAAAUUGACGGCAUCGAAGCCAUCAAUGAUGAAGAGCCAGCAGAGAAUGCUACUUUGGAGGACUCAUCUCCAACAGAUACUGAAACAACACCGGAAGGACAUCCUGCAGAGUUGAAUGAAGAAACUAUUGGGAAUGAAACUGAUAAUGUAAUGUUGGUGCCUGGACUAAAAGAUGAAAUACAGACGUCAUUGGAACUAAAGGAUGGUGCAUGUAAAUUGGGUGAAACUGUUUUAACAACUCAGGGAAGUGAAAAUGUGACUGAUGAAGACGUUGUUCAAAGUGCUGGUGAUGAUAUACUAGAGACUUCAAACAAUAUUGAUCAAGUCAAAGAAGAGCAAAAGGAUGGAUGUGAACAUAAUUCAAGCGAAAUGUCAGGUGCGCAGAAUGAAGAGAACAUAAUUCAUGUUCAAGAUAGAGACAUCAGUGUGGAACUUCUCACAAAAAGAGGCACUGAUGAAGAAGCAUCAAAAGCUUUAUUUGGAACUGAUACCACAGAAGAUGGUGAGCAAAUUAGUGAUCUUAACAGGCAACCUGAUGAUGUAGCACUUCAACUGCAAACAUGUGAGGCAGAUGCUUUAUCCAUCGGGAGACAAGAUGAGGUUGUGCAAAAGGUUGACUUGGAUCAAGAACAGAACGAAGAUGAGCACAUUCAAAGUCAGAAGGAAGAACUCCAGGCAGAUGAACAGAAACAUGAUGAUAAGAUGGGUGAUUUCACCACAGAACCACUUGCGGAGCCUGAGGAUAUAAAAAAUGGCACCACAAACAGCACAGAAGACACUGAUGCAUGUGAGGCUGAAGAAACAGAGGCAACCAUUACUGAAAUGCUCAAGCAUGAAGAAGCCCCACUUGUAUACGAGGAAUCCACCCCAAGCAGUAUGGAUAUGAAGGUUGACUGCGUUAAGGGAACAGAAGAAGAUGUUGAUGCUAAAAAUGAUAACAAAGAUGAGGAGGAGGGUGCAGAGAAGGAUGAUAUAGUAGCAAAAAAUUCAACUGACAAACAGGAUGAAAUGACUGCUGAAAUUACAAAUGAAGAGGAUCCUGCAGCUAUUACUCAGAAUAUUGAACCAGGAGAGAACAGAGAGGAUAAAGAAUGCACAGGCAAGGUUAAUGAUGAUGUCCACACUAUUCAAGCAUCGGAAAAAGAGAUUGCAGAUGAAAUACAUGACAAUAAAGAAAUUCGAAAUGAAGACAAUGCUAUUCAUCAUGAUGGAUCACAGACAAAACCUGAAGAGGAAGAGGCGCCAAAACCUGAAGACAACGCUGAAACUGAUGAUACAACAGCUCUAGGCGGAGAAAUAAUCGAUGGUAAUGCAAGUAUAAAGCCCAGAGAAAUUGAAGAGAUAGGAGAAAACAAUGGACUCGAAUUCACUUCCAAUCCUUUUGUAGAAUCAUCUAUACAGAACAACGUUGAGCAUGACUUACAUCACAAGGUUGAAGAUGAAAAGUUUUCAAUGGCAGAGCAAAAUGGUGUAGAUAUUGAAGCCAUGCAAGAAAAAGCUGAUGAAUCUGCCUCAGAUAUAAAUCAAACGAAGCAAUGUCAGGAAGGAAUUAAUGCAGAUGAUGUUCAGCAACUUGAAAUAGAAGAAAAAUCAUUUGAUAAGAUUGACGAAACUAUUUCACAUGAGAAAACAGAGAUAAGAACCACUGAAGUAACACUUAGUGACAAUAUCACUGAUAAGGCCAGCAGAGGCGAUGGUGGGCCAUCUGAUGAAAGUCUCAAAACCUUUAAUGACACUGGAAGGGAUCUUGAUGUUUCAUCUGUAAUUACAGCAUCAAAGGAAGAAAGCAUGAAUGAGAACAUGGAAGACCAUAAGCUUGCUCUUCCUGAACAUACUGCACAGGAUGAAAACACCCCUGAACAGGUGCUCUGGUUAGAGAACGCAGAAAGAGAGAUGCCUUCAUCAGAGAAGCUCCUUCCCACUGAACCAGAAGACAAUCAAAUUCCAAAUGAAAGCAAUGAAGAGGAGUUACAGGAUGAGAAUCAAGACACAGAAAUUGGAGAUGCCCAGAAAGAUGUUGAACAAGAUUUACCUGUUUCUCAUUUUCUGAUGAAUCUAAUAUUGGGGAAAAAGAGUGCUGAUGCAGAUGAAAAUUCAGAACCUGAGGCUGAAAGGAAGGAAGAAGAAACCAAAGAAGGCGACAAGUGCGUGGUCAUUUCUAAACAAGAAGAAAACAUGGGGUCACUUUCCACAGAAAAUAAGGUGGAUGACGAUCUCAUGUUUGAACAAGAAAAACAUGAUGUCGAAUGCUCUGAAGAAACACAGGAAAUGGUCAAAGAACAGAUUGACAAUCUUAUGCUGGACACUGAAAGAUCAACACAGACUGAUGACGAGUUCAAUAAGAACACUCGUGAUUUGGAAAUACCAGCAUAUCAAGGUACUACCCAAGACAAAAUUUCCGGUGAACUGUUAUCAGAAGAAGUAGCUAGCCUUUCUACAAAUAUGGAAACUAGAGAUAUUGAGAUUUCGAACCUCGAGCUCGAUGACAAAGGAGUUGAUACUGUCUAUCAGGAAAACACAGAGGUGUCAACAAAAUUUGAAAAUGGAAGCUUGAAUAACAACAUAAAUGAUUUAACAAAUACAGAGGCUUCUGAAGAGGAUACUCUAGGGGAAGGACAAAAAGGACUCUUGCGUGACUCUUUACCUGAAGAUAAAAGUGCUGAUGCAGUGUCCAAGCAAACACCCUUGUUGACAGAAUCAGGUAUGAUUGAUGCAAAAGAUCUUUCAUGUGAUUCUGAGGCCGUCCAGAACCUUGCCUGUGAAAAAGAAGAUGAGAUCAUUGAAUCUUCCACCAUGGAGGCCACAAGUACUCCUCAUAUUCAACUGGAGUGUGAAGAAGUAGAGAAGAAAGAAGAGGAGCAGCAUGCAAGCAGGGACACAGACAAAGUUUCUGAAGAAGCUGAAGAAACUUCAAAUGACAGGCCUCAGAAAAGCACAAGGUCUGAAGUAACACCUGAUGAGCAGGCACCUCAAAUAACGGAAUCAGUUAACGACACUAAGAUUUUGGCUCAUGAAAAGGAAAUUUAUGAAGGCUCAACAUGCAUGGAUGAGAAAGAAAGCUCUAACUUCUCAAUUAAAGGAGUAGAAAACUUUCAAACAGCAUCUGAAAUUCAGGCUGACGGUCCAAACAUGCAGAUCAACCAAGAUAAGAAAAAUGAAAUUGCUGACAACAAAACUGCAAUGGGGCCAGAAAAUCUAGGGGAAUCUGAAUUUCAGGAGCACCAGGAAACUGGUACCGAGCAAAAGUCUCCUAAAGCAAGUGAUGAAGGACACCAGCAAUUUUUGGUCGAAAAAGAGACCAUGAACAAAGAACAAGUGGAGCCCGGAACAGUUGAAAGCCAUGAGCAAACAGUGAGCAUAAAAUCCAAUGAAGAGCAAGAACUGGUUGUCUCAAUGGUCCAGGAACGUGAUCUCAAUGUGGUUUCACCCAGAGAAGCUCCCGAGGCUGAAGAAAACUUUGUGGAUGUAACCAAGCCAGAAUUCAACACAGAUGAAGACCAAAGUCCAAAGGCUGAUGCAGAAGAGAAGGCUUAUAACGAGAAGAUAAAGAACAUAGAGGGAACUAAGAAUUUCACUUAUGAAGCAGAAGUGAAAACUGAAGCACCAGGAGCAACACAGAAGGCACAUAAAAAGCUCAGCCUAUGGUCUGGCGUUGGUUCAAAGGUAAAGCACCAACUAGCAAAGGUGAAGAAAGCCAUUGUACGUAAACCUGGGAGCGCAAAACCAGACUCACCAAAGUCAUAGAGCUGCAUUCACCUUAGAACAUCUAUACUAUUGUAAUGUUUGUACUUUGUGAGCUAUUUAUUUGAGUGGUAGAAUGUUCGCUAUGGGACAGGAGAAGCUCCUCUUCACACCUAUUGCGUUGAAACUCCUGUGAUGUUAAAGACAUUUGUAAAUAUGCCAUAGUGUGUAAAAUCUUUGAGGUAGAAUCAAGGACAUGGACCUGGUGGAUUGCUUGUAUUCUUUAUUGAUAUGCACAUGCAUUUUGUGGUCA